UUUAUUAGCCCCAUAGAAGCAACAUAUUUUGUCUGACUGGUGCUCUUUAAAUCAAAACAAGUUUUAUUAAUCAGAUGCUUAUUUAAGUCUUCAAACGAAUAAACUCCUAUUGUGUAAAACUUACGUAUGUAGAUGAUAAUAAAGUAAAACAAAAGUCGCAUUUAAGCGACAGCUGAAAGUAAAAAGUAAAAUAAUUAAAAUACAAAUGGAGUUACAUCAACACACAUCAAAAUUGUUUGUCUGCUCUGCCGUUGAUUGUAAAGAUGAAAUCGAAGAGAAAUUUGAACGCUCGUUUAUCAAUCUGCAAAUGCAAAUUGUUGGACUUUGUGAUAAGGAGAUGCACGAUCUAUUGUCUCAAGUUGUGUGCAAAGACAAACAGUAUGAAGAGAUUUCAAUAGGAUUUCUCUACAUAAUGCUUACCGACCCUACUAUGGCCCCCAAAACCUAUCGCGACGUAACGCUCGUAUCUAGGGACGGGAUGAAUGCAAUUGUUUCAAACCUAACUUUGCUUGUUGCCGAGAAAUAUACUAAGCUGACGGAGAUAGCACGAAGACAAUUGAUUUGGGUGUUACGGGAAUUUGUAAAGCACCAGGUCCUUAAUGUCGAAAAUGUUAUAUGGAACUGCCUUCGACAGGCUGGUGGAGGAGAUGCGUCACAAAAAAACCUUUACCUUGUCGAGAAUCUUUUGGACAUAUUUAUCGAAUUUAGAACGUGGUUGGAAGGAAAUCCAUUCUUGGUUCAGUCUACAGUUUAUAGCUACGUGCGCCUAAUAGAAGACCAUGCCAACCCUGCUCUAAUGCCGCUCCGACAAAAAGAAGUAAAGUUUACGAUAUCGUUGAUCCGAGAAAGGUUCCAUGAUAUAAUACCACUUGGAAGGGAUUUUGUACGACUUCUACAGAACGUAGCUCGCAUUCCUGAAUUUGAAAAACUUUGGCGUGAUAUUCUUUACAAUCCAAAAACUUUACAUCCAACCUUUAAUGGAAUUUGGCACCUUCUCCAAAUUCGGACAAGUCGAAGGUUUCUGCAAUGCCGUCUACUGCCAGAGAUGGAACGAAAGAUAAGCUUUAUAGCAUCGUCUGUAAAAUUUGGAUAUCAGAAGAGAUAUCAAGAUUGGUUUCAAGACAAAUAUUUUGCAACACCUGAGUCUCACAGCCUGCGCUCAGAUCUAAUUCGUUUUAUUAUCAAUGUAAUCCAUCCAACUAACGAUAUGUUGUGUUCAGAUAUUAUUCCGCGAUGGGCUAUUAUAGGCUGGCUCAUUUCAUCAUGCACGAAUCCAAUUGCUUCAGCCAAUGCAAAACUGUCAUUAUUUUAUGAUUGGUUAUUUUUCGAUCCCGCUAAAGAUAAUAUUAUGAACAUAGAGCCUGGAAUUCUAGUAAUGUAUCACUCUAUAAGAAAUCAUCCUUUUGUUAGUAGCACGCUUUUGGAUUUUCUUUGUCGAAUCACAAAAAACUUUUAUGUAAAAAAUGAAGAUAAAAUUCGAAUGGGCGUUUAUAACUCAUUAAAAUUGAUUUUGGAAAAACAGGUAAUACCAAAUCUACAACCACUUUUUGAAUCACAAAAACUUGACAGAGAAUUGCGUAAUUUAAUACGGGAAAACUUUAGAGAGUUUUUAUCAUCGGGUAUUAGUCCCAGCCAAAGCAUGUUUCCUUCAGUACAUGCACUUCAAGCUUACAAUUUUAAAAAGGAGAUUGAUCAGCGAGUUUUACAUGGUGAAAACGUUGAUUUUCAUGGAAUCGGUCAUGGAACAGUCAUAUCGUUAGUUGAUGAAAACAACAAAUUACCACUUAUACCAACGGAUCAAGAAAUAGAAAGUAUUUUUACCGAUGGACCUGUUGAAAAAUUGAUAAAAAUUCAUAAAAUUGAGGAGAAUACUGAUGACGACGAUGACUUGCCUUUGUCAAAGGUAAGACUAAAAGAAAAACCAAAGGUGGAACUUGCAGAAGCAAUUGCCGAGUCAUUUGAUGCAUUUACUACAAAGCGUAACUCAUAUACAUGGGAGGCAUUUUUAAAAGAUUUUCGAUCUGUACCUUCCACGGCCUUUGAUGAGUUACAGCUAAGUUUUGUUAUAUCAAAUACUGUUUUAAUUCUACGCGAAACAUUACCGCAAGAGAAUAUCUUUUCGGAAAGUAAGACCGAAGAAAAGUUUUUAGCGAAGAGUAUUAGUUAUCCCUUGUUUGGUUUAUUUCGAUUUCUUUAUGAAAACGACGAAAAAAGCAAAAAGCCUUUUCAAUCUCUAUUGUCAGAAAUUUGUGAACGCAUACCAGAAAUUGGAUACUUGCUUUUGUACUUUAUGAAAAUUCAUUGUAAACUUCAGACACGUAAAAAUUCUCAGCUAUCAUAUCAGUUCAAAACAACUAUUUAUCGUCAAAUAUGCGAUGCAAAAGAUGAUAAAGUUGCCAAUUGCCUGGUGCGAGAUCUUGAUAUGCUUGAGAAGGAAAACACAGCCGUUUACUUGUGGCUCCUCCCUGAUAUAUAUAGAGAAUUCAAGUCGAUAGCCAUCAAUAAUACUGAAAUUUUGCGAAUAACAUUGCGCUGCAUAGAUGCAAAAAAUGUGCGUGACUUAAUAUACUCAGUCGCUCAAGGAAAACUUACAAUAUUUAAACAAGAUGGACUCGAUGAUUGCAUUAGAGAAAGUCUUGAUUUUGAGACAUAUGAACAGUUUUGUUUAUGGCAAAUUGUUCAAGCUCACGACGUGCCGCUAAAGAGUAUACAGGGUCUAUUGCCAGAAUUGGAAGCUGGAAGUCACUCAGAAGCAUUGAGCCAUUUUCUCUUAUUGUUAAAAAAUGAAGAACCAACGAAUGAAAUAAUUCGAUUAAUGCUCAGCAGGGAAAUCAAGUCUAGAGGUGAUCCCUUUGUAACCUCUGCUUUAAGAUUUUGGUGCCAACGGUAUGAGGAAAAGCUGUCUGAAAUAAUUGCAUCUCUGCUUACAUCAAAAUAUCCAAGUUUAUCUCCCAACAAAAGAAAACGACCCUCUAAGGGGAAUUCCGUCUCGGGUAGUACUCCUUCGGCUGAUCAAAUAUUAAACCACCUAGAGCAUUACAGAAGAAGUUGCAGACAUGGUACAGGUACUGGUCUUUACGUGCAUGAUAUGAUGCAGAGGGCAUUACAAUCAGCGUACUCUCACAGUAAUGAGAACACAAAGAAACAAUUUAGCGAUUUGUUUGCACUGGCAGCGGAAGAUGAUACCACAGCAGUUGGCAGACGCGGAGGAAGUGGUCGUGGCCGUAAGCAACCAGUCAGUAAAAAAGAAAUCAAUAAUCAUAGCACAAGUAAAAAAAAUUCGGAACUUGUUAAAACAAUAUAUUCAUCCGAUGAAAAUUCCAGCGAGGAGGACUGGUCAAAAUCCAAAAUUACACCAGCGGCAAAGAGAAGGAAAAAAGCUAAUAAUGAUUCUGACUGACUGACGAUAUCAAUAUCUACAAACUGGUUGUAACGAAGAGAAAAUUAAAAACAGAUUAGUUUUUCUAAAAUAAAAACAAUUUAAAAAAAUGUUUAAUGUUAAUAGAAUACAAAUGCAAUGAACUUUU
Molecule: messenger RNA, 3527 nt
Organism: Drosophila eugracilis
Lineage: Eukaryota; Metazoa; Arthropoda; Insecta; Diptera; Drosophilidae
Gene: IntS3
Product: integrator complex subunit 3 homolog
Exons: 11
Coding region: 206-3400 (1064 amino acids)
Cellular component (GO): cytoplasm
Source: RefSeq, a predicted model, not a curated record